UCGUAUUUUUUGCAAUGUGUCACUAUCGUUCUCAGCGUGUUUUUUUAUUUGUAAUGAUUUGUGUUUUUUAUUUGUAAUAAAAAACAUAUAGAUUAGAAUAUUGAAUAGACUAGAAUAUAGAAUAGAUUAGAAUAUAGAAUAAAUUGGCAUAUAGAAUAUUGAAGUUUUUAGGUUACUCAGUUGUGAUUUACAUUAUAUAUAAGUUAUCAGCUUUCAUUGAAACUGAAAAAAAAACUGCAGAUAAUUUAAACCUUUCAUCAUUUUGUAACAAAUUUUAUUUAGAACUUUAAAAUAUUAUAUUAUGCUGUUAACGUCUUCUCGCAUAAGCUGUUUUUCUGCGAUUUUGCUUGCGUAAAUUAAAGCUUACGUCACCCGUGUAUGAUAUAGCUUUUCAUAGAUAGAAAAAAAUAUGAUCGGAGUAAUAUUUCCCAAAUUAUUAAUAUAGAUAUAACUUACUAAUCCCGUUUGAGUCUUAACAAGUUCAACUUGAAUUCUUGCCACCCUUUGUCAUCCCGUUCCGGGUUUUAUAAAAAAACACGUCAUUGAUCUAUCCAUACUUCACCCCCCGUUGAGAAUGAAGCGUUAUAUGUUAAUCGGUGUUUAAUCGACGUGAAUCGUAAAAUCUAUCGAUGUCAUCAUUUAUAUAUUAAAAACAUGUUGCCUUUAUAUAGAUCAGUUGCGUGAUAUUUGUAGAUAUAAAAAUUCGUAAUUUAUUCCUUAUAAGAAGUUUGGUAUAAAAAGUUCAACCUUUUUUUUGUUAUGUAUGCAUAAUAAUUUGAAUUUCAUAACAUUGAGAACUUUGCAUUUUCAAAUUUUCUUACUUAUUUAUUAUUAUUUAACUUAUUUUGUAUAUUUCUUAUUUACUUAUAUUAUGUUUAAUCAUACUGUUGACGACUGGCUUUGUAAGACACUAUACUUUUUAGUGAAUUUUAUAUUUUUACAAUUUGUUCUUUUUGAUUUUACUCCAUAUUAUUGACAUCGUCUUUUCCCGUGCUAGAGCUGUGAUUUGUGAUUUAUUAUUAUAUAGUUCAUUACUUAUCCAUUAGCUUUUUAUUAUACAGCCAUCAUUCAUUAUCAUUAACAUUGUGUGCUUUCAGAACCAAAACUAGUCAAAUCUCGCAUUGUAUAUAAGCACUCUAGUUUACCUUUGGUAUCAAUACACUUUAGGAUGAUAUUGCAAUGUAAACUGAAGUAGGCCUUAAUUGAACUUUUAAGUAUUUACUUAGAGAACUAUUUGUACCUAAUUCGCUUAGCAGUCUAGCAUGAGAAAGCAGAGUUUAUCGAAAAUAAUAAUAAUUAGGUUUUAUUGAUUUCGUCUUGAGCUUUUUUAUUUUUAUUUAAAAGACUUAGUCGCUAAGCGAUUUUGUCAACCUAUUAUUAUACAGAGUUUAGUAUAAAUGAGUACCUAUUUAAAUGAAAUAAUUAAAAUUAAUAUUCGCAAUACCCAAAAGUUACUUACCUGUAAAGGUAUUCUAUUAAGAAGUCGUUUUUUAUCUUAUUAUUGUGCCACGAAUACUUAGCACAAUUAUUUGAUUUAGAUUUAAGAUUAUAUCAAUGUUUGCCAUAUUCUAAAUAGAAUACAGUAUAUAGAGAUUACCGAUAACAGGUAUACAGAACGAUCGUUUAUCUCCUCUAGCUUUAAACUCUAGCCAUAGGAUACGACGUCUUUGUUAUUAUAACGUUAUUUCGUUUCAUUUCACCACAUUGACAUGUUAAAAAAUAUAACGAAAUCCAAACGAUAAAGUUGAAUAAUGAUGAAUGUUGAUUUGACAGUAGUGUUUCCAAUUUAAUAAUUAAUAUCAAAUUUGUCUACCUAAACACAUGUCAAAAAUAGUGAAAUGAAACGAAAUAUCGUCAUAAUAUUUGCUAAAAUGUCGUAAGCUAUGGCUGGAGCCUAGGCUGUCGCAACCCUGGGUUAGUCUAGUAUGUGAAAUCUGAAUUUAUCAAAAAUAAUAACGGGUUAACGUGCCUUCCGAAGCACAGAGGAGAAAAUGGCUUAUCUUCCGUUUUGCAAAUCGAACUCGCUAACCACCUCGUCAUCGACCACCUCAGUUUUUUUUUAUGUAUAUCUAUAAUAUAGAAACAAUCUUGAUAUCUUGUAGAACCAAUGUAAUUAUUGCUAUAUUUUAAAAGACUUAAUAUCUAAUGUGAUAAAGGUCCCAUAUUUAAUUUUUAAUGAAAUAUCUUGCGUUAUGUUUUACCUUCUGUAUAUAUGAAAAAUAACGCAGAACAUUUUUAUGAAAAUAAAUAGGGCUCCUGACAUUUUAUGUCGUAAUAAAAAAGUAAACAUUUAAACAAAUACUUUUUCUAUUAUUUUUUUCUUUGCAAUACUUCCAUAUGCUACUGCCAUCUGUUAUGGAGUAGAAAAUUCAAUUACUGUAUUUUCUUUCAAAAAAGUUUAACUUUGCUUCACUAGGUGGCGCAUCAUACAUAAUACUAUAUUCCUAUAUACGCAAAAUGCAUUGCAGAAUAAAACAGUGACCAUAAAUUGAUUUUUUUUAUAAUAUAAAUAAUAUUUAAAUAGAGAAUAUUUAGAAAGAAAAAAAUGUGUUAUAAUAAGUCAGAGGGCUGGUGAAGUCAGCAGGGAGUUGUGCUUCAUUAUCUGUUUUAAUAAUAAAAAAAAAUGUCAUUGUCAUAAAAUUACUCUAUGUCAUUGUUUAUCAACAACAAUGACUGCAGUUUUAUUAUGCCUAUUUUAGUUUAUUUUACGCUAAAAUAAAAAAGUAUACGAAAAAAAAAUAUGUGAGAACUACAUAAAAAUAUAAAACAAGAUGAGAAUAUUGAUUGAUGACACAAAAAGUUAAUUAUGAUAGGUUAUGUUAGUUAAUUUUAAUCAAGAAGGUAACGUUUUUAUAAGCAAUUAUAGCUCUUCUUACAUAGACACGAUGAGAUUACCUAUCACAAGGCAUCCUUUGAAGUAUUUCCGUGUAUUAUAUAGUACAGAGAAGAAACAUAUUUUCUUUCCCAAUGUAGUUUGUUACUAUGCUACAACUUUUGAUAUUUAUGGGCUUACAUACGAUUUCAUUGAGAGAUAUAAAUUUAAACAAAAUAAUAUUAAUACAGAUAUGAACAAUUUUUCGAUAAGACGCUAUAUGGAUCAUGGUAGUAGUUUAAAAACGGUAACAAAUAUGAGUGAGAACGAAAUACAGGAAUUCAUAAUGAAAUUGCUUUCAAAGAGCAAAGACAAUCAAAUUGAAGAAAUAAUAACAUAUUGUCGUAACAAUCGCAAGUUCAUAGGAGAAUUGACUUUGAAAAGAUUAUUCAGGCAUUAUAGUUCAGCAGGCAAGCCAGAAAUGAUAUUGUAUUUGCAGAGUUAUUGUUUAAAAGUUGAUCCAGAUUUAUACCGAAGAAAUGGGAAGUUUAUGCACUUCUUGGCAAAAGCCCAAUGUCUCAAAGGGAAUGCUGAGAAAGGUCUGUCAAUAUUAAAGGAAUGUUAUGAUAAAAAUGAAGGUCUACGGAGUUUUUAUAGAAUUAUACUUAGGGAACUCAUACAAGAUGUUGUAUUGAACAAAUCAGAGGCAUCGCUGGUUAUAUUUAAAAGAUAUGUUAUGGAUUUUAGCAAUGUUUAUAAAGACUACUAUCCAUUGAUUUGUUUGUGGCAUUUAUGCUGGUCUAGUAAUUGGUUUUCAGACCAAGUUUUGGGUGAUAAAUUGUUAGAAGAAAAUGAAGAUUUAAGAAAUAUUGUAAAAGACAAGGCCACAGCUUUUAGUAUAUCAGCCCUGAAAGAUUACAAUGAAGAUGCUGUGAUGAGACUGUUGCAGAUACUCCUCAAAUACCAAUUAAUGGGUGAAUAUGUGAAGGUGCUUCAAGUGUUGUUCAAUUUUAAGUUGCGUAACAGAGAUCUACGCGGUUGCACAGAAAUUAUAAGAAACUGUGAGCUGCUAGGUCUAACUCUUCCAUCAGAUCAGCAGGGUAGAUUUUUAACAAUGUUGAUAUUAGGUGAAACUUCAAAGGAGACAGAAAAACCAACAUGUAAUACGGCAAAGAACUUCAAGCUUAAGUUUUAAAAUAUGUAUAUUAUGUUUUUAAUUUUAGAUUUUGUGUAGAAUAAACUAUUUUAUUGUUAUCUCGCAU
Messenger RNA from Diatraea saccharalis (sugarcane borer), 4074 nucleotides. NCBI's taxonomy places the organism in Eukaryota, Metazoa, Arthropoda, Insecta, Lepidoptera, Crambidae. The record is from the annotation of a GenBank genome assembly.